Molecule: messenger RNA, 375 nt
Organism: Myotis lucifugus (little brown bat)
Lineage: Eukaryota; Metazoa; Chordata; Mammalia; Chiroptera; Vespertilionidae
Product: polyadenylate-binding protein-interacting protein 1-like
Exons: 2
Biological process (GO): regulation of translational initiation
Molecular function (GO): translation activator activity
Source: RefSeq, a predicted model, not a curated record
ACACCCCCCUUUUUUUUUUUCCCAUCCUCAGAACAAACGAGACCCCAGGACAGCGUCCCCCUGCAGAACUCGGAGCCCGCGAUGGCCAAGCCCCAGGUGGUCGUCGCCCCGGUGCUGAUGUCCAAGCUGUCUGCGAACGCCCCUGAGUUCUACCCCUCGGGUUAUUCCAACUACACGGAAUCCUACGAGGAUGGCUGUGAGGAUUAUCCCACUCUAUCUGAAUAUGUUCAGGAUUUCUUGAAUCAUCUUACAGAGCAGCCUGGCAGUUUUGAAACUGAAAUUGACCAGUUUGCAGAGACCCUGAAUGGCUGGGUUACAACAGACGAUGCUUUGCAAGAACUGGUGGAACUCGUCUAUCAACAGGUAGGUCGGCUA